Messenger RNA from Trypanosoma theileri, 2550 nucleotides. RefSeq lists its product as uncharacterized. The transcript has a single exon. Gene Ontology annotation, molecular function: calcium ion binding. The record is from RefSeq and is a predicted model, not a curated record. Bases 1 to 2550 code for a protein of 849 amino acids. NCBI's taxonomy places the organism in Eukaryota, Euglenozoa, Kinetoplastea, Trypanosomatida, Trypanosomatidae.
AUGUCUGUGCCUUUCAAGUAUCGUCAGCAUAUUCGUGAUAUUCAUGAGUCUUUUAAAGAUGGUAAACCCAUCACGGAAGAGGAACUAAAAAGCGUCAUGGAUAUUAUUUGUCCACCAGAGCAGCAGGCACUACGGGAACAGUAUGAAGCACAAUGUCCACUGGAUUCAAAAAGUUUUCUUACUCUUAUGUAUGAAUUACAGAAGGCUACUCAAGUUCCCUAUGAGGAUUUUGUAUGGAACUAUAUUAAAGGUUCUCUUAAAUCUGGUAUAUUUAACGGUGAAGAUUUUACAGAUCUCAAGUCAUUACGAUCAACACUUGAUCCCCUUAUGCGUUCUGUGCGUUUUGAUGUUCAGAAUCUAUACAAGGAACACGCCACUCCGGAUGGGGAUGGUCGAAUUAGUAUAGAUCAACUCUGUGAAGUCUUCCGUGCGAUGUAUCCUCCCAACCAAAUAGUAUAUCUUGAGAUGUACAAGUGGGCACGUGCAAAGAAGAUUGAAAAAGGACGGGGAAGUAUAAUAACCGCACGGAGUAAAACGUUUGAUAGUGGGACGCCAACAGAGAUCCCGCAAACUCCAGCAGGAUCGCUGGAAACAUCAAUGAAAGCGAAAACAGGGACCAAUGCGGGUAGUGAACAGAACAAAACGGAAGGCUCCACAAUAACACAAACACCAGAAAUAACAACAACAACAACAACAACGACUGUUGAAAACACGAAUGAGACGAUUAAAACACCACAAGAUAUGCAAUCAUCCGUAAACAAGAUGAAUACCACACAGGAACAUCCACAAGAACAACAACAAAAAGAACAAGCACAAGAAAAAGAGGUUCAAUUAAAUGUGCAGGAAAACAACACACCUGCAUCUCCUGCAGUGGGGCCAAAUACAAAUCCUAUUAAUACCUCAACGAUUGAAAAUGAAACAUCGCAAACUAUAGCGAACACUCCUAAUAUUGUCUCUUCUGGAGUAGGAGUAGGAGUAGAAGGAGUCAGUGAAAAUGUGCAAGCCAUCGUAACUCCAGAAGUAAAUCUAAAUCUUCAAUCACCUACAGAGACAGAUGCUGUUUUCCAUAAUAAGGUUCCUGCAAGUCUUCCAUCAACUCCUCCACCCGCAGAGGCAGCACCCACUUUUUCUUCCUUAUCGGUUUCUUCCCAGCCAAUGGAAAAUGACAAGAAAUUUCAUUUUUCUUCUGAGCAUCAGAUUAAAGUAGAGGAGGAAUUAGUAAGACAAUCUACUAAUUCAGUUCCCCAUUCUACUCCCACUGUAUCCCUUUCUCUUAAAAAACCGGAAUUACAAGUAGAAAGACGUCAUGGACUUUAUUUUAAUCCAUCAAACAUUCGUGAUAUUGAACCACCUAAUAUGGAUAUGGUUAGUGAUAUUAAAACCAAACCAGUACCUAAAUUACGUGCGAAAGAGGAUAUACCCUCAUGGGAUUAUGAAGAAGCAUUAUUAGAUUCCAUUCUGGCCCGUGUGGUUCCAGGUCAACCAGUAGAUCCACAAGUAGUGAAAUACCUAAGAGAGUUGACACAACAAGAAAAAGAACUACAAGAGGCUCUACGUAUUGAAAUGGAUAACUUAACAUCCAAUAUGAUGGCAUGUGAGAUGCUAGAGUAUCGAUUGUUACUGAUGCGUGAACAAAAACAGGCACAAUGUUUUAAUCGAUUAGAAAAACAUCAUACAGAACUUCUUAUGGAUAUGGAGAAAUAUCUUCAAAAGGUGGGAAGUAAAGUAACGGUUAACAAGACUCGUCUUGGUAGUAUUGCUGAUAGUAACAUUGAUAGUGUUUUUGACACUAAUAAUAAUAGUAAUAAUAAUAACAACAGUAACAAAGGGAAAGGUUUAAUCUCCAAGACCACUGUUACUACUACUAUUACUACUACUGGUAUUGAUAUUGGUUCUCAAAAACGAACAGGUACUCAUAAAUUCCAAACAUUGUCCACUGCAACACCACCUCCGUUAUCAACAGAACGACUGCAACGUGCUCAGCAACGGGAAUAUGUUCUGGAGCAUGAACUGCAAAGAAUACAUGACAUCUCAUCUCCACCUGGAUGGACACAGAAGUCUAUGCAGAGUAGCCAUGUGCGUCCACAGGUACAUUCAGUACCUCAUUUAGAGGAAGUGGAAUUGACAAAGGGGAUGAAUCCGCAGUAUCCAUCAAGCCGAGCAUCACAGCCUAUUAACUACGGUGAUAAGACAUCAUCAUCAUCAUUAUCAAGAUAUGGUUCUGUACCUAUUGUAUACCGUCCAUCUGUACAGUAUCAUUAUCCUUCAUCUUCUUCUUCUGCUGCUUUUGCUGGUAAAACUACUACUACUACUAAUAAUAAUAAUAUCACUAGUGCCUAUGGUGGUAGUGGGACCCCCGCCAGGUCUUUAGAAGGAAAUAUGGAGUCUCAGUCACUCAUGUCGAGGGAAUUGAUAAAUCGGACAGUCAAUCCGUACUUUACAAAUGAGUUGGCAGCGGACCUCAUGACAAGUUCACAGGUUCAACACAAGAUUGAAGAGCGGCUGACAGCACAACUGGUAGGAAUGAACCACGGACUACAUUAUGCUUAA